AUGUCGUACCCUCGACAUUUUAGCAACUUGCAAGUUUUAAUGAUAAUUUGGAAUAUUAUUUAUCAUCCAACUCUUCUGAUUAAUGCUAACGAUCUAUAUACAAAUGAUAUCAUUGUAACACAUUUACAAAUUGGUUAUCAAUAUACGUAUAAAUGGAAAAUUAUUCAUGAAAUAUAUAAUUCCUAUCAACUCACUAAUGAAAAAAUUAAUGAUAAUAAUAAAAUAAAUAAUCAAAUUUAUAUUAUAGAAGGAUUAGCAAAGAUUAUUAGUGGACCAAAUUGUGAUAUGAGAUUAUCUCUUCAUCAUGUAGAAGAACCUGGAGAAAUUCAAACAACUAGAAACUUAUCGUAUCAUGAAAAGUAUCCGAUAAAAUUCUGUCUUAGUAAUGGCAGACUUUUAUCAUUUGAAUAUUUAUCGCAAGAUGAAAUAUCUUCUGUCAGAAUCAAAAAAGCUUUAUUAUUUCAAUUGCAAAUGUCUUCACAAACAUAUGGACAACAAUUUUACACUGUUGAAAUAGAUCACUUAGGUUCAUGUCAAACAGAAUAUGUUCUUAAAACUGUCAAUUUACAUACGGUGACUAUGAUCAAGAAACGAAAUUCAAUGUUCUGUAAUGAUGAAUAUCAACCAUUUUUCAUAAAAGAUAAUUCAAAACUAAAUGAUCAACAGUUCACAAUAAAUAAUCGACCUUUAUAUUUACAAAGUGAUUUAAUAUGUGAAUUAACACAUAAACUAAAUGGACCAAUAACAAAUGUCAACUGUCAAGAAACUUCAAUUACUCAACAACAAUGGUUUCCAUCGUUUUCUAUAAACACUUUAACUCUUAAUGUAAAUAUGCAAAUAAAUCUUACUGGAGAAACUGAAUACAAUGAUGAAUUUAUAGAGUUUGAUGGAAUAUCCAAAAUGGAUUUUGAAUUUCCUGACAAAAAUCAGAAUCAAACAGUGAUAGUUAACAAUUUUCUUAUAGAAAAUAAUUUUACAAAUCAUAAUUAUAUUAAUAUGAUAAUGAAUUCACCUGAGAAAUUCAGUUAUUUCAUUGAACAAUUGAAGUGUUUAACUUAUGAACAAUGGAAAAUAGUAUAUAAUUCAUGGGAAGAAAAUAUUCAAACAAAUGAAAUUAGAAAUUUUCUUGAAAACGUAAUUUUGGAGGUUCAAACUGAAUCAUCGAUCAUCUUUAUCAUAAAUCAUUUUAUUGUUAAUGCCAAAAAUGAAUAUAAACAACUUAAAUGGAUUAAUCAUCUUAGUAUAAUGAAGAAACCAACCAUUGAGAUGAUGAAAGAGAUCAAGAGCUUGCUAACAAGUCAUUUAUACAAUCAUACAGUUUAUUAUGUCAGUGUAAGUAUUAAGCAAUUUUGUGAAGAUCAUCCAUCAUGUAUAAAAACUCAAAUAAUUCACGAAAUGAUGAACAUUAUUGAGAAUUCAGUUGAUUUACAAGACAACAUAAAGUCAUUGAAAACACUUGAGAUUAUUGAAAAUAUUGGUCAAUUUUUAUCAUCACAAAAAAUUAUUAAAAUUAUAGAAAAAGAUUUAAUGGUUUAUAAUAAUAGUGAUAAUAAUUUACGAUUAUAUGUUGGACAAAUUAUUGAUCAUUUUCCAUGUGAGCCAUAUAUAGAUAAUCAUCUUUGGAGUAUAUUUUUAAAUACGAAUGAAUCAAAUGAAUUAAGAAUUACAAUUUUCAAUUCAUUGAUUAAAUGUUUAACCCAUGAAAAAAUUUUGAAAAUUUUGAAAAUUUUAAAUAAAUCUUUAGAUAAUCAAAUUCGAUCAUAUGUGAUAUCUAAACUGUUUAGUUUAUUAAAGACACACGAUCCUUCUAAAAUGGAUUUAUAUUUAAACGUUCGUAAAUAUGAAUAUGAAAUUACCCAAUUAAAUAAAGAUAAUGGAUUUCUCUUUGCAAUCAGAAAUUCUGGAUAUCAUGAAUGGAUUCAGAAAACAAAAUAUGGUAUCUUUUUCAUAGAAUUAUCAACGAUAUACGAAUCGUACAGUAUACUACCCAACACUAUAAAAAUGAGAUUAAAAUAUCAAAAUAAAGAAAAAUUAUCUAAUGUUUUUGAUGUUGUCUAUCAGUAUGGAAGUGAAACAUUCUUGUAUAAAUUUCUAAUCAAUCUAAUCAAAACAAUUACAUCAACUUAUGUUCCAUGGAUGAAAGACUAUACAGUAAAUAUUGAUAAUCAGACUCAAACGUUUAGAAAAUAUGAUUCAAUUUUUAUCAAAUGGUUUGAUAAGAUUGUAUUUCAUUCAUCAAAUAUAAGUUAUCAACUUCAAAAUUGGUUUUCUACUACGAAGACUUUCUGGAGUCAACCAAUCGAACUGAAUCAUGCAAAACAUCUAUGGAAAUCAAAAAAUGAGCAUCCAUUACUAAGUGGAUUCUAUAUUGAAUGGGAAACAAAUGUUAUUUCGUAUAUGAAUUCCUAUAUGAACAGUGUAUACAGUUUAAAUCCGUAUCAGUUUUCAUUAUUCAUAAAUCACAAAUCAAAAUUUUACACUUCUCAAAAAGUACAACUUGUGAGUGGAUCCCAUGAAAUUUUUGGUUUUCAGUCAGAUCGAAAAAUUGAUUGCAAUUUUCAUGUAAAUAAUAGUUUGAAACUUGCUACGGAUUCUAAUAAUUUGUUACUGGAAAUAUUAUUUGAUCCAUGGAGUUAUAAUUAUGAAUUAUUUAAAUACACAAAAAAUGAUUUUUUCAUGAAAAAUGGUAAACCAUAUUUGGAUUUUCAAUUAUCAAAAUUAAAUCAUUGGAUAAUUACAACGUUUAAACCUUUUAAUUGGUUUCAUUUAAUUAUUGAAAAGUUAUGUCAUUCAGAAAACAUCUACUCAUUAAUUCAAGUAUAUCAAAUCAAUAUAAAUGAAGUAAAAGGAUUUUUUCUAAAAUUUAAUUAUUUAUCUAUGGAUGAAGAAGAAAAUAACAAUAAGAUCAACCGUAUAAGCUUCUUGAUUCAUCGAACUAAUGUAUCAAUGCAACAGAAUUAUGAAACAAAAAACAAUAACUUACAAUUCAAUCUUAAAAUAAAUAAUCAGAAUGAUAGUUUACGACAUGUUGAUUUAAAGCUUUCAGUAUUUCAGAAAGAUUCUUAUCAUCUAAUUAUUGACAUCACUGAAGACGGUUUAAUACAAGCUGUAGGCUACUUCAAUCAACAAAGAAUGAUCAGAGCGAAUGGAAGUCUAGAUGUUAAAGGAAACGAUACAAAUGCAAGAAUACAGCUUUAUAAUCCUUCCAUAAAUUUAAAUAUUAGUUUUCGAAAAUAUCACAAUUCACUUUUCGUAAUGCAAGCGAUUAAUCAAGCUGAUUAUUUUCCAUUCCAAUUCAGUUUGAUUAAUUAUGUUACCAAUCAACCAAAUCUUAAAAUGUUGGGAAUGAAUGCAUUUCAAACAUCAAUAUCUUUUAAUGUAUCCAAUUUUAUAAACAUAUAUUGGAGUUUCAAUUUAAAUUCUACGGAAGACAAUAAUCCACCUUCAUACUAUAGUACAACGUUAUUCAAUGUUACAAUAUUUGAACAUUUUCUAAUUUAUCAAAAUUCAAUUUAUUGGAAUGAAACUUUGAAUAAUAAAACUACCGUGAAUACGAAUGAAAAUGAUAAAAAUAUAACAAUUAAAACAAAAGCUCAAAGCUCAGUAUCCAAUCACUUCGAUUACGAAUGUACCAUCAAUAUGUUUAAAACAAAGGAAUUUCUGACUCCGUAUUAUGGACAGCCGACUAAAUUUUACAUUAAUAUUUAUGUCGUGUCUCCAAAUAGAAGUAGUCUUCGUCAAUUCUCAUUAUUGACUAAUCAUGGGGUUAAUAUUCAACACUCAAGGAGUAUUAAAACGUCAGUCACCUCUACUUUUGCCGACGAAAAAAAAGGUUUUAUUCUAAACAAUGAACUAGAAUGGAAAUUAACUGAUAUUGGAACUAUCAAUAGAUUACAUAGUACAACUGAUAUUUAUUGUAAAUCUAUGAAAGAAUCUAUCAAAUUAAUCUUAUUACAUGAUAUCGAAAAUCAAUUAUUAUCAUCUAUACUUAUGGAAUAUAAUGAUCAAGAUCAUCAAAAAAUUUAUUCAAUCAAAAGUUGGUUACAACCUUGGCGUAAUCAACAUGAAUUUACAUUUCAAUGGCCAAAUUUAAAAAUCAUUCAAAUUUUAACUAUUUAUGAUAUAAUACCAAUAGAUUUAUAUAGUGGAAUAACAUUAGAUCAUUUAAUCUAUUUUAAUCAUUAUAAAUAUUUUAUUAUUAAAAAUCAAAUAAUGUUUAAAUUAGAUGAACAAAAAUUAUUUAUUUUACAUCAAACUAAACGAUUCAAUACUACUUAUAUUAAUCAAUUAAGUAAUAUCUCUAAUCAUGAAGAUAUAAUAUCACAAUUAGAAUUAAUUUUACAAUUUUAUUAUAAUAUAAACUUAAUACCAUUACAUAUUAAAUUUAUAUGUGAAAGUAAAAUUAAGUUUCUUUUAUUAAAUUAUAAAAUAAAUAAAAAUAUUAUGGGAAAAUUAAAAUUAAAUUUUAAAAAAUUAAAUGGUGAUAUAUUAGUUGAAUUAUUCAAUAAUCAAUUAAAUAAUCAAUUUAAUGAUAAUAUUCAAUUGAAUAUAAAUUAUGAUUUUAAUUAUAAAUCAAUAAUUAAUAUCAUUUUUAAAAUCAAUAUCCAAUCAAAUAUACAGAAUCAUUUAUUGAUCAAUUGGAAAUCAAUAAAUGAUUCAUUAUAUUUUAUAAUAAAUUGUAAAAUUUCAUCAUUUAUUUAUUUAAUUUAUCAUUUUAAACAUAGAUGGCAUAAUGUUGAUUAUCAUAUUGAAGGUUCUAAUAUGUUAUCAGUUCAAUCAUUUUUAUUAAAUCAUUGGUUCUCUGGAUUUUAUUUAAAUAGUAAUUAUAUAUUGCAAUUAAAUUUAAAUCAAAAAUUAUUUGAAAUACGUACUGAAUAUAGUACAACUAAUUCAUUAGGUCCUGGUUCACCAAUUCGUAUAAGAAUUAAUUUUAAACAUGAUAAAUCAUAUAAACAUGGUAAUUUAGAAGUUGGAUUAGAUUCUCAAUUAAUUGGUCAUUAUAUUGGAUAUGAAAUGAUGAAUACUAUGAUGGAAUAUCAAUUAGAUUCCUCUGAUAAUAAGAAAUCAAUCGAUUUCAUUAGUCGUUGUCUAAUUGGAUAUCGUUUAUAUGAAGGUCGUGGUACAAAAGGUUAUCAAAUUGAAUUAUUCAUUAUUCAAUAUCAAAAUGAUUAUCAAUUUGAUAUUUUAUUUAAAAUUGGACGACCUGGAUUAAUUCAUCACAAUAUUAUAGAAUAUAAUCAUUUAUUACAAAGUAAUCAAACAAAAUUUCAAAUUUCUACAAUUUAUUUAAACAAACCUUAUUUUUAUUUAAAUUUCGAUAUUCAAUUUAUUGAAACUCUAUUAUUUCCUAUUUAUUCAAAUAUUAGUUUAUUUAUCCCAUGGAAUAAUUUGAGAUUCAUUGUAAAAGAACAAUUAAAUUACAAUAAAUCAUCUUCUAUUAUUCAACAAAAUUUAUUAAUUUUCAUCAAUCAAUCAAUAACAUUUUAUUAUUUCAAUCAAUCAUUAUACUUUAAAAAUAAAUUAAUGAAAUCUUCAAAUGUAUAUAAUUAUUUAUAUUUACAAUGGAAUACCAAUAUAAUAAGUAGUCAUAUGAGUAGUAUAUUAUUUUAUAAAUAUAUAAAGAAUAUUAUGAAUACAACUGUAUAUGAACAAUUCUUCGGAGAUUGGAAUUCAUCUAUCUAUUUAUUAUUUAUUCAAAAUUAUUUUAAUAACUCUUUCAAUAUUUAUUAUAAUUUAACAGAUCAAUUAUGGAAUAAUAAAAUUCAUGGAAAUAUAACUAAAAUAAAUGAAAUAAAAUAUAAUUAUUCAAUCCAUAAAUAUAAUUAUUGUGGUAAUCAUAAAAUUUCAUUGUAUCAUAUUGAUUUUCAAUUAAAUAAUACAAUCAUUAUUUAUAUAAAACAGAUCAAUAAUUAUAAAAUAAAAAAUUUGUUUGAAUUUAUUUCUUUUCAAAAUCAAACAAAUUCUUAUGAAUAUUCAAUGGAACAUUCAUAUAAACAAAAACAAUCUGAUUUUGUUUCUUAUAACUUGUUUACUACAGCUAAUAAUAAAAAUAUAUUAAAUAUUGAUUUACAAUUGCAAAGUUUCAAUAAUUUUCAGUUUAGUAUAAAAAUUAUACCAAAUGAUUUAAUCAAUAUACAAUUAAUUGAUAUUCAAUUAAAAAAUAAUCUAUCUAUUAGAGAUAUCGAUUGGUUUUUCAAUGGAUCCAUUGAAAUUCUACCAUAUUUACCUAAAAUUUUAUCAUUCAUCAAAAUACAUCCAAUAAUAUCAGAUUUAAAUGAAAAUUUAUUACCAAUUCAAUCUAAACCAUUUCAGUUUUCAAUUUUAAUACAAAAUACAAACGAUAACAGUGAAUGGAAAUUAUUCAAUAUGUCAGUAGUACAAACAUUAUAUAAUCAAUCUAAUAUCCAAGUGUUAACAUUAUAUAUUCAAUCAAUAACACCAUAUAUAAAAUUACCAUAUGUAACAAUGACAGAAAACAAAUUAAUCCAACCUAUAACUAAUAAUCGAACAACUAAUGAUUUAAUUGAAUAUAAUCAUAUAAAAAAUGAUAAUCAAUCAAAUAAUAUUGAAUUAACAUUAUUACAAAUAAAUAAUAAUAAUCUAUCGAUUUCAAUUAAUAUUAAUAAAAAAUAUAAAAUAUUUUUAGAAAUUAAAAAAAUUAUAAUGAAUUCUUCAUCUAUUCAUUUUAUUAAUAUUUCAUUAUUUGAUCAACGAAAUCAAUUAGGUAAUUAUUUACAAACUAUUAAAAUCAAUCAAUUAAAUAAACAAACAAUUUAUCAAUUAAAAAAUUAUUUAUGUAUAAUAAAUAAUAAUAAUAAUAAUGAUAAUAAUAAUAUUCAUAAUUUAUCAAUAAAAUUAAUUAAUUCAAAUAAACAAAAUAAUAUUUUAUUUAAUUUAAUUACUUUAAAUUUUUAUUCCAAUUUACCAAUAUUAAUUAAGCAUCAAAUCAAUGAAAUAAAUAUAUAUUUAAAAAAUAAUAAUAAAAUUGAUCCAUUUAAUAAUAUAACAAUACUUAAUUAUUCAUUACAAAUUAAUAAACAAAUUUAUUAUCAAUUACAAAGUGAAUUAAUAAUCAAUAAAAAUUUAUUAUUUUUAAAAUAUGAAAUAAAUUUAAAAAAUCAAUUAAUAAAAUUUAAACAAAAUCAAAAUUAUUUAAUUGAAAUAAAUUUGAAUCAACAAACUAAUUAUUCAAUUAUAUUUAAAUCUAAUAAAAAUUAUUUAAUAAUAAGUUAUGAUAUUUUUCAAUCAUUAUUUUUUAUAAAUAUUAAUAAUUUUUUAUAUUUUAAAACAAAUAUUUUUAAAUUUAUUUCAAUAUUAUUACAUACUACUGAUAAUUUAAAUCAUCAAAAACAAAAUAUACAACAAAUUACUACACAAUCUUCACUUAUAAAUAAUGAAAAUAAUUCAAUAGAUUUUAUUUUAGUUAGCCCUAACUAUAUUGAUCUUAAUUUUCAAUUUCAAUUAUAUAAUGAUAUUACACAAACUUAUCGAUUUAUAACAACAAACUUGAAUUUAUCUUCUAAUUUAUUAUAUAUUCCAUCUUUAGACUUUUUAUUUUCAAUAAAACAUAAUAUUGUAUCCAAACGGUUAGUAACUAAGUUAGAUCAUUAUGGAUAUACAAAAAAUUUAUUAUGUAACAAUGUUAACCAGUCUAAUCUGAUGAUGCAAGCGAACACUCCAAAUAAUGAAAAUAAAUUUAUAAUAGUACUCAAGAGUUAUUUACAAAUGUAUAAAAAUACUGUUUACAACUCCAACAUACAUGUAAACUUUCAUCGUAUAAUUGAAAAAAUCACUCCGUACACCAUUGAUAUUAAUAUAAAUAAAAUGAAUGAACAAUCAAAAAAUCUAUAUGUUCAAGUUUAUGCAAAGUAUGAUCCAUUAGAUCAAAACAAUUUCAUUACUAAACUGAUUAUGAAAAAUGAAAAAAAAUCAAUACAUUUUAUUAUGUUAAGUGAUUUGCAUAAAAGUCAAGUUAUCAGUUUAUUAAACUCAAAUAUUUCAAAUGAUAACAAUGAAAUCUAUAUUGAUUAUUUAUCAGAAGAUCAAAAGAAAGCGGUAUAUAUUAGAACGUCUUUAAGGAAUAUAACUUAUUCUAUUGAAUCAAAUCAAUUAAUAAUAAAUGAAAAUAAUAUUUAUAAAAAUAAAACAAUUAAAUAUGAAUUAAUUAAUGUGAAAACUUCCAAAAGAAAAAAAGAUAUUAAAAUUAAAUUGAUAAGCUAUCAGAAUUAUAUUCUAGAUUCUGAUAAGAAAGAAGAUGAUCAUAUGGAAAGGUUACAUUAUGCUGGUUUUAUUUUAAACACGAAUAUUUUGAAACAGGGUUCUAUAAAUAUUCUAAGCAAAAUAUCCAAAUCUCCAGAUAACACUCAGCUGAUAGUAACCAUGAAUCAUGGGCAUAAAUCAGCUGCCGAUCACCAAUUCAUUGUUACAUGGCCACAUGUUUUCCAGGAGAAACAUUAUCCUUUGUUAUUUCUAAAAACUUUGAACAAGACUUUGAAUCUAACUGGUGCCUAUUUCCAACAAUCGGGAAUAUUAAAUACAUCCCUUCAGAUUAUAACAAAUGAACACCACACACAAUGUAAAUUCUACUGGAAAAAAUGGAAUUCUAUUCACCUACUGAUUGAUAAUCAUCUGGAGUUGAAUUACAAUCUUAUUUAUCAAAAUUAUAACAAUAACAUUUAUCAUAUUAAAUAUGAUUAUUAUGAUAUUUUUCAAGUCAUCUACCAGUUACAUAAUCAAGACAGGAAUAUGGUUGUUAACAAUGGUGAUUUAUUAGCUAUUAAGUCAGUUAUCGGUUCCGAUGAGCACAAGACAAUAUUGCAAGUCAAAAUAAACAAGAAUUAUGGCGCCAUGUUACAAGUAACUAGUCAUCAUCAGUCAAUCAAUCAAAGUAAUUUGAAUGGUCGCUUAAUAGUACACUUAGAUCAUUCAAACAUUCUUCAUUUAUUUUCGUACUGGAGACCAGAAAUAUGUGAAGACGUAUCCUUAUCUAUUAAUGAAUUCCCUAAACAAUUCAAUUCUUUAAUUCAAUUGAGUUUUGCUAAAAUCUAUCAAUAUGGACAACAAUUAAUCAUAUUGUUUUCAAAUGAUUUCAUGAAUUCUAUAAAUGAAAUACAAUUGAAUCAAUUCAUUAAUAUAAUUCAUAAUGAUUUAAAAUAUACCAGUCAUUUAUUUCUAUAUUGGUUCAAUAAUGAAUUAUUCAAUAUUUCAAUAUUUAAAAAUAGGUUACCAAUAAAAUUGAAUAUAACAAAAUUAGAUAUUUGGGAAAAUUUUCAAGAAUUGAAAAAUACUACUAAUAGUUUAACUCAAUUUAAAUUGAAUUUAGUUCAAUAUUUUGACAGCAUUUAUAAAUCUUUCCUGAUAUAUAUAGAAUCAAAUAUACAACAAAAAAUCGUAGACAAUAUUAAUCCACUACUGAAUUAUAUGGUGAAUACAACGAUCCAGAAAUCAGAAGAGUUUUCUAAAGAUUCAAUUAAAGGUUUAAAAUUAAGUUUCAAUGCUUUUGAUGCUUUUUGGUAUUCUAUGGUCGAAAUCUACAGUAUAUGGAUAGAAAUUCCAUCAAAGAUUAAUGAAAUUAUUUACAAUCUUCUUGUUAAUGAUACCAGAAAUUCAGGGAAACUAGAAAAUAUUACAGUUUAUUUAAAGCAUGUGAAUGAACGCUUAAACAUCGCUCAAAGUUUAUUUGAAAGCAUUCGAAACAAUAUUAGUACUAUAGGACAAUGCGCUAGAAAUAGAAUCAGCGAACAAUGGCGGGAUGAAAAGUCAAACUAUGAACAACUGAGUCAGUUCAUUCAACUAAUCAAACAGAAGCAAAUAGAAGAAUCUUACAAGAUACUAUUCAAACCACAUUUGAGGAAUUUCAUCAAAUCGAUGAAUAAAAAUCAAUAUUAUGUUAAGAUAUAUAUUCCACAGUUAAUUAAGAUAUUUACCCACUACAUGCCAAAAAUUUGGCCUUAUUAUAUGCAGAUUUUAGAAGAACAAUCAAAAAUGAAAUCUCAAAUAAAUCAUCUAACAAAUGAAUCUAACAAUUUUGUAUAAACAAACGUUUCUGUUUUUUCAUUACUAGAAAGAACAUAAUGAAAUGUAUGUUGUUGUUUUCUUUUUUUUUUCUGAUCUUGGUUAUAGUUAACUAAUUCAUACUACUGGCAUAUAUAUAUAACACAAAACUGAAAAAAACUUUUGUGAACUCAUGGCCUUGUCCUUUUUUUAAAAAAACAAACAAACAAAAUAACAUCAUAAGUUCAUGUAACAAUUUAUCAGAUUUUUUUUCCGAAUUUUUUCUUCUAAAUUAGUUAAUUUGACAAAAACAUUAUUCUAACGAAAAUAUUAUUUUAAUUUAGUGCUAGAUUUAAUGAUGAACAAAAUAAAUGAUGAAAAGUAGUAGACGACCGUUUCAUCAGUUUACAGAAUUCUAAUGAGAAGUUAUGACCAAUGGAGUUAAACUGUGUUGAGUGUGAGGUAGCUAGCCACCGAAGGUAAUGUAAGAUGAUUGUGUAAUACCUUGGAUUGAUUGAAGCUAGAUUGUUAUAACGUGUGAGUGAGUGUGUGCCCUGUUUGAUAUAUAAACGUGCUAAUUCCCGCCAAUGAGAGAAGAGCGAAUUAUCG
Schistosoma rodhaini is the source of this 10602-nucleotide messenger RNA. The record is from the annotation of a GenBank genome assembly. NCBI's taxonomy places the organism in Eukaryota, Metazoa, Platyhelminthes, Trematoda, Strigeidida, Schistosomatidae.